ACGAGACCCGGCCAUCCACGUGGCCGCGGGGCGGGGACAGGGCGGGCCCAGCGUUGGGAGCUCGCGGUCGCGGAGCAGAGGUCUCCACCCGCCUGGACCUCGCUUCCAGAGAAUGGCCGGGAUGUCCCAGGUGCAGGAACUCUUCCACGAGGCAGCCCAGCAGGGAGCCCUGGCCCAGCCUCAGCCGUGGUGGAAGAUCCAGCUGUUCGUGUGGGAGCCGGUGCUGUUCGGGACCUGGGACGGUGUAUUCACAUCCUGCAUGAUCAACAUUUUUGGGGUUGUCCUGUUCUUGAGGACUGGCUGGCUGGUGGGAAACACGGGAGUGCUGCUGGGCAUGUUUCUGGUGUCCUCCGUGGCCCUGGUGGCCCUCAUCACUGUGCUGUCGGGCAUCGGCGUCGGGGAGCGCGGCGGCGUGGGCAGCGGCGGCGUGUACUCCAUGAUCUCCUCCGUCCUGGGCGGCCAGACAGGAGGCACGGUCGGGCUGCUCUACGUGUUUGGACAGUGUGUUGCAGGUGCCAUGUACAUCACCGGCUUCGCUGAAUCCAUCUCAGACUUGCUGGGCCUCAGGAGCAUCUGGGCUGUGCGAGGGAUUUCUGUUGUGGUGCUUCUGGCCUUGCUGGGGAUUAACCUGGCGGGUGUCAAGUGGAUAAUCCGCCUCCAGCUGCUGCUGCUGUUCCUGCUGGCCGUGUCCACCCUGGAUGUCGUGGUGGGCUCUUUCACCCACCUGGACCCAGAGCAUGGUUUCAUUGGAUAUUCACCAGAACUGCUAUGGAACAACACCCUGCCAGAUUACAACCCUGGGGAAUCAUUUUUCACUGUCUUUGGGGUGUUCUUCCCAGCGGCUACAGGAGUCAUGGCCGGCUUCAACAUGGGGGGCGAUCUCAGGGAGCCCGCUGCCAGCAUCCCUCUGGGUUCCCUAGCAGCUGUUGGCAUCUCGUGGUUUCUGUACAUUGUAUUCGUCUUCCUGCUCGGCGCCAUCUGCACCCGAGAGGCCCUUCGCUAUGACUUCCUGAUCGCUGAAAAGGUGUCCCUGGUGGGCUUCCUGUUCCUUCUGGGCUUAUACAUCUCGUCCCUGGCCUCCUGUAUGGGAGGACUCUAUGGAGCACCCCGGAUCCUGCAGUGCAUCGCCCAGGAGAAAGUGGUUCCCGCACUUGCCUGUCUGGGGCAAGGAAAAGGACCAAAUAAAACACCUGUAGCAGCCAUCUGCCUGACCAGCUUGGUGACCAUGGCCUUUGUCCUUGUGGGCCAGGUGAAUGUCCUGGCCCCCAUCGUCACCAUCAACUUCAUGCUGACAUACAUUGCAGUGGACUACUCUUACUUCUCCCUGUCCAUGGGUGCCUGCAACCUCCCCCCGAUGCCUGGGCCAGUGUCCAGCGAGGGUGCUGAAGCACUCCACUGCUCUGAGCACCUGCUCUUGGAGAAGGCUCCCAGCUAUGGGUCUGGGGCCCUGGCCCAGACCCUCUCUGAAGGCACUCUGCUAGAAUUCACCAAGGACAUGGAUCAGCUCCUCCAGCUCACCAAGAAGCUUGAGAGUAGCCAACCCAGACGAGCCGAGGGUGAUGGGAUCCCAGAGAGUCGGAAGAAGAAACACAAGAAGGCCACCAAACAAACCCUACAAGAUAGCUUCCUCUUGGACCUCCAAUCCCCUGUGUCCCUUCCUCCCAAGGAUGCUGACAGGCUACCCACUGUCUCUGGGGAGGGGCAGGAGUCCAACCAGAACAAGCAGACUUCCAGGCAGGGAGAGACUCAGCCCGGGGGAAUGUGUGGAGAACAACUUGUCCCUGAACUCUGUAACCAGAGGAGGCCAAGUGAAGAUUUUUUCCUGAAGUCUAGACUUCAGGAACAAGAUGUCCAGAGGAUACCGACUUCUUUCUACACCCACCUAUGCAACCCCUGGGUCUCUCUAUUGGGGGCUGUUGGGUCCUUUCUCAUCAUAUUUGUGAUCCAGUGGGUCUACACCCUGGUUAACUUGGGUGUGGCUGCCAUCGUGUAUUUCUACAUUGGUCAGGCCAGUCCAGGGCUUCACCUUGGAUCUGCCUCCAACUUCAGCUUUUUCCGAUGGAUGUGGUCUCUUCUGAUCCCCUCCUGCAGGAGCUGGCGGUCACCCCAGGAACAGAUCAUUUUGGCGCCAUCCCCAGCCAGGGUUGACAUGGCAAUGACUCAGCUCACCCAGGAGAAUGAAGAUUUUGCCACUCGGGAUCGCUACCACCACUCCUCCCUCGUGAGUCCGGAACAGCUGAUGCCUCAGUACUAGGAGCAGCACUGGGGUCCUCCUGUCUAGGAGCUGUCCCCAGCACAGUGGACCCAGUUCUGGGACUAUGUGGGGUUGCUUCUCCUUGGUAGGAAAUUCGAGGCCCAUUCUCAACGCCGCUAGGGUGGAAAUCUGCAUUCUGGCUUGGAGCACCACAUCUAAGUCAGGGUCAUGGUAGGAAUGGCAGCAGUUUCUGCACGUGGCACCCAGCCUGGAGAGCUCCAUGUGAGACGCCAUUCUGAGGGCUAUGAUAAAUGCUUCUUUUAAAUUUUAUUCUAUUAUUUAUUUUCUGUAUAAAGAAUACACUCACGUGGUUCCACCCCCAGAAGUACAAUCAGGCCCAGCCAUGGUGAUGCACAGAUAGUGCCACUGCUUGGGAAGCUGGAGCCACUCAGGCAGCCUGGGUUUGGCUCCCAGACCAACCCGAAUACCCAGAGCACAGUUGCGCGUGCCUAUAAUCCUGGUAGUUGGGAGGCUUGGGGCAGGAGGGUUGCAACAUGGUGGACCCUGUCAGAAAUAACGGUCUCCUUUUCCCUCACUUUUUACUCCCUGCACACCACAUUAAAAUAAAGAAAGAAUGAAUCACACACAGAGUGAAAAUUUCUUAUUAUGGGGCAUACUAGCAUGAGAAAACACCUCCUUCAUGGCCUUCUUGGCUUGGUUUAGUUACAGUUGACGUAAAUAACACAAUGACUCUGAAAAACGUUUACAAGUAGAUGAUCUGAUUAGAGUAAAAUUUUAAAGAGGAAAUCCAUGCCAAAGUUCUGGUUUCAGGACCUGACACGGACUGUAGGAACCAGAAGAGACUUGGGAAGAGGAGAAAAUGGAGGCUUAGGAGACAAAGAGCUUUCCUGAGACCAUAAACAAAUACAUAAUCACAGAACGAGAAAGUCUUCCUCCCAGCCUUGUUCCCCACCUGCUCAGGUCCUAUCCCCUGGCCCAGAAGUAGCCACUAUUCUCAUGCAUAUUUAUGCAUAUGGUGCGAACAGGAACUCGGGUUUGCAUCACUUUUUUUCUAAAUGCAUGAAAGGUAGCACACUAAGCAAUGUUCUGCACCCUGCCAUUUCCCUUAAUGAUCUAUCUUGGAGUCAUUUCCACAUCAAUAUAUAUACAAUUUCCCCAUCAUUUUUAUUGUAUGAAAGCGCUAUCAUUAGUUCCACAGUGAUUGCAUUUGAAUUCUCUCCAACCUUUUGCUAUUACAAUCAGUUCUGCAGUGAAUAAUCGUGUAUAUAUGUACCAGGGUCAAGUAUAUCUGUAGGACAAAUCCCCCAAAGUAGAAUUGCAAGAUCAAAGGGUAU
Messenger RNA from Tupaia belangeri chinensis (Chinese tree shrew), 3549 nucleotides. It is a transcript of the gene SLC12A8, whose product is annotated as solute carrier family 12 member 8. Gene Ontology annotation, biological process: chloride transmembrane transport; potassium ion homeostasis; potassium ion import across plasma membrane. NCBI's taxonomy places the organism in Eukaryota, Metazoa, Chordata, Mammalia, Scandentia, Tupaiidae. The transcript is spliced from 14 exons. The record is from RefSeq and is a predicted model, not a curated record. Bases 113 to 2254 code for a protein of 713 amino acids. Gene Ontology annotation, cellular component: membrane. Gene Ontology annotation, molecular function: potassium:chloride symporter activity.